Messenger RNA from Myodes glareolus (Bank vole), 1397 nucleotides. It is a transcript of the gene C9H1orf35, whose product is annotated as chromosome 9 C1orf35 homolog. The record is from RefSeq and is a predicted model, not a curated record. NCBI's taxonomy places the organism in Eukaryota, Metazoa, Chordata, Mammalia, Rodentia, Cricetidae.
GGCGCGCGUGUGACGUCAAGGCGGGCAUCCGGGGGCCGAGAGGUGCGGGAGCCCGGCAGCUCGGGGCUGCGGGUACUGGAGAUUGUGCAGCGGCUCCGACGCCAUGUUCGGCUCCAGUCGCGGCGGCGUGCGUGGCGGGCAGGACCAGUUCAACUGGGAGGAUGUGAAGACCGACAAGCAGAGGGAGAACUACCUAGGCAACUCGCUGAUGGCGCCAGUGGGCCGCUGGCAGAAGGGCCGCGACCUCACCUGGUACGCGAAGGACCGCGCGCCGUGUGCCGGCCCGAGCCGUGAGGAAGAGCUGGCGGCUGUGCGUGAGGCGGAGCGCGAGGCGCUGCUAGCCGCACUCGGUUACAAGAACGUGAGGAAACAGCCCACCGGCCUGAGCAAGGAAGACUUCGUGGAGAUCUGCAAACGGGAAGGAGGUGACCCUGAAGAGAAGGGCGUGGACCGGCUGCUGGGUCUGGGCAGCUCCAGUGGCUCCGCAGGCCGUGUGGCACUAUCCCGGGAAGACAAAGAGGCUGCCAAGCUUGGACUGUCAGUGUUCACGCUGCGCUUCUCAUAUAGCACCACCGCGUGGACAGCGAAGGCCCAAGCACCGCCCCAUCUGCUGCCAGGAAGAAGCCUCGUGCUGAGGACAAGGCUGAACUGGAUACAGAGAGCCAUAAGAAAAGCAAGAAAGAAAAGAAGAAAAAGAAGAAGAAACACAAGAAACACAAGAAGAAGAAAGACAAAGAACACAAAAGGGAGACUGACAGCUGCCCAUCAUCUCCCUCUCCUGCUUGGCCCAUACACCAGAGACAUGAUUCUGACUUCUCCCCCUGCUCUAAGAGGAAGCGGGGACAUAGCCAGGACAGUGGAAGGAGCCCAUCUCGCAGACGACAAGACAGAGGCUCUGAUGACUGAGAAUUGACUAGAUCAAAGGACACCAGAGCCCUGGUUGCCCUGAGCGGGACCCUGCCCAUCACCAAGCUCUGUAGGGUCUAUAAAGAGUAGUGGUUGGAUGCCAAGUGGCUACCAGCCCCCUUCCUACUUGCCCUAACUAACCAACAUCCCUUUCUGGGGUAAGGCAGGUAGCUACUCCCUGGUAGGAUUCUGAGCCAAGCUCGCUGGACCUUGGGAAUCUAUCUUGCCAUUUGGAGGCAGCUGUGGCAACCACUCCAGGUUGCUGAGGAGUAGGACCUGGGUGACCAGAACCUAGUGAUUCUGAGGGUAGUGCCCUUGCUUGCCCCCAUGCCAAAGAAGAUAUAGUUGCCCAGGAGACUAAGGUCAGACUCCUGUCUCUGCUGCCACAGUCCAGGCUCUUGAGGUUUAGGGGUGUGUCUGUGUGUACAUCUGGUUACUUCUACUUUUUGUAUCAACCCACUUUGUACAUAAGUAAAUGUAUUUUAAAAGUA